This is a messenger RNA of Melozone crissalis (California towhee), 5171 nucleotides long. RefSeq names its product mutS homolog 6 (gene MSH6). The record is from RefSeq and is a predicted model, not a curated record. Gene Ontology annotation, biological process: mismatch repair. NCBI's taxonomy places the organism in Eukaryota, Metazoa, Chordata, Aves, Passeriformes, Passerellidae. Bases 125 to 3928 code for a protein of 1267 amino acids. The transcript has 10 exons. Gene Ontology annotation, cellular component: MutSalpha complex; nucleus. Gene Ontology annotation, molecular function: ATP binding; mismatched DNA binding; ATP-dependent DNA damage sensor activity.
CCCGGGCGGGGCGGGCCGAGCGGCGGCGCGGCGCGGCGAGAACGGCGAGAAGGGCGCGGGGGGCGGCGCGGCCGCCAAGGCCCCCAAGGCCGCCAGUGCCUCCUGUGAAUAUUCUCCUGGGGACAUGGUGUGGGCCAAGAUGGAAGGCUAUCCCUGGUGGCCAUGUCUCAUUUACAACCACCCCACUGAAGGGACAAUAGUCAGAGGAAAAGGAAAAUCCACUCGUGUGCACGUGCAGUUCUUUGAUGACAGCCCUACGAGGGGCUGGAUCAGUGUUAAGUACCUGAAGCCAUAUAAAGGUUCAUCAGACAAGGAGACGAUGAAGGGAGGUAUGUUUUACAGCACAAAGCCUGAAAUUAAGAGAGCCAUGGUGCUGGCAGACGAUGCCAUGAGCAAAGAUAAAACCAAGAGGCUUGAACUGGCAGUAUGCAAUGAGCCUUCAGACACAGAGGAGGAAGAGGAAGAAGUGGAGGAGAUGAGUGAAAAUGCAUCAGGCAACAGUGAAGACUGCAACAGUGAGGAGGAUGUGAAAAGCAAUAAGCGGGUGAUAAGCAGGGAAAGAGCUGUAAAAGCCAAGAGAAGGAGAGUGUUGGAUUCUGACAGUGACCACGAUGGCUCUGAUGUGGAGUUCAAGCCUGAUGGGAAAGAAGCAGCCAGCAGUGAGGAAGCCAGUAGUGGAGUGGAUGAAAAUGAGUCUUCUGACACAGAGACAGAGGCAGAGAGUGUUGCAGAGAGCCCUGUAAAAGUCCCUUCUAAACGCAAGAGGAGAGAGGUGAAAAAGCCUGCUAAGAGGAGUAGCCUGGGAAAUGACUGUUCUGAAACACCCAAAAGAGCAGCAGCAGUCUCUUCAGAUGCCAAGUCUAAGCUGACAUCCUUUGCAGCACCUGAAAGUUUUGAAUCUCAAGCAAAUGCUUGCAGCGGCGGCGCUGGCGGCUUCUCGGCGUGGGAGCACGAGAAGCUGGAGUGGCUGCAGGAGGGGAAGAGGAGGGAUGCGCACAGGCGGCGUCAGGGUGACCCUGACUACGACCCCUGCACUCUGCACGUGCCCGAGGAUUACCUCAAUAAGUGCACGCCGGGCGUGCGCAGGUGGUGGCAGCUCAAGAGCCAGAACUUCGACGCCGUGAUUUGCUACAAGGUGGGGAAGUUCUACGAGCUGUACCACAUGGACGCGGUCACCGGCGUCAACGAGCUGGGCCUCAUCUUCAUGAAGGGCACCUGGGCGCACUCGGGCUUUCCGGAGACCGCGUUCGGCCGCUUCUCCGACGUGCUGGUGCAGAAGGGCUACAAGGUGGCGCGCGUGGAGCAGACGGAAACGCCCGAAAUGAUGGAGGCGCGCUGCAGGGCCGCGGGCCACUCCAGCAGGUCUGACAAGGUGGUGCGGCGGGAGAUCUGCAGGAUCAUCACCAAGGGGACGCAGACCUACAGCGUCAUGGACUGCGACCCCUCCGAGAACCACAGCCGGUUCCUGCUGAGCGUGAAGGAGAACGAGGACGCGGCCGGGACGCGCCUCUACGGCGUCUGCUUCGUCGACACCUCCAUGGGGAAGUUCCACGUCGGGCAGUUCCCUGACGACCGCCACUGCUCCAGGUUCAGGACUUUGGUAGCUCACUACACCCCUGUGCAGGUGCUGUUUGAGAAGGGCAACCUGUCUGUGGACACACAGAAGAUACUGAAGGGCUCGCUGGUUUCUUGCAUUCAGGAAGGGCUGACCUCGGGUUCCCAGUUCUGGAAUGCGUCUAAAACACUAAAAGUCCUUCUUGAAGAAGGAUAUUUCAAGGAGAAGCAGAAUUCUGAAAAUGGAUGUUCUCUGCCCUCUGUAAUCAAAUCUCUGACUUCAGAGAGUGACUCCCUGGGAUUAACUCCUGGUGAAAACAGUGAGUUAGCUUUGUCAGCUCUUGGGGGAUGUGUCUUCUAUCUCAAAAAAUGUCUGAUCGAUCAGGAGCUGUUAUCACAGGCAAACUUUGAGGAAUAUGUCCCUGUGGAUAUUGCUACUGCAAAAACCACGAGUUCAAGUAGUUUGUUUGGCAGAACUGGCCAGCGGAUGGUGCUGGAUGGAGUCACCCUGAUGAACUUGGAAGUCCUGCAGAAUGGAACCAAUGGAAGCACUGAAGGUACUUUGUUGGAAAGGAUUGAUUCUUGCUGUACACCAUUUGGGAAGCGACUCCUGAAACAGUGGCUCUGCGCUCCUCUCUGUAAUCCUAAAUCCAUCAAUGAUCGUUUGGAUGCUGUCGAGGACCUCCUGGCAGUGCCAGAUAAAAUGUCUGAAGUCACUGAGUACCUCAAGAAACUGCCUGACCUUGAGAGGCUGCUCAGCAAAAUUCACAGCAUUGGGUCACCACUCAAAAGUCAGAACCAUCCUGACAGCAGGGCCAUCUUCUAUGAAGAACUCAAGUACAGCAAGAAAAAAAUCGCUGACUUUCUGUCUACCCUGGAGGGCUUCAAAAUAAUGAAUGAAAUUGUCGAGUUCAUGGAGGAGUUCGCCGGCGACUUCAAAUCCAGAGUCCUGAGGCAGCUGGUCACCCGCAAAGCCCAAAAUCCCGAUGGCCGCUUCCCAGACCUGAGCGCAGAGCUCACCAGGUGGGACACGGCCUUUGAUCACAACCAGGCUCGGAAGACAGGAGUGAUCACCCCCAAGCUGGGCUUUGACCCCGAUUACGACGGAGCGCUGGAGGAUAUCAGAGCUCUCGAGGAGGACCUGCGCAAGUACCUGGAUAAGCAGCGCAAGCUGCUCGGGUCCAAGUCCGUGCAGUACUGGGGGACGGGCAAGAACCGGUACCAGAUGGAGAUCCCAGAAAGUGUCAUCUCCCGAAGCCUGCCCGAGGAGUACGAGCUGAGGUCCAGCAGGAAGGGCUACAAGCGCUACUGGACCAAGGAGAUCGAGAGGAUGCUGGCCGCCAUGGUGAACGCCGAGGAGCGCCGCGACGCCGCCCUCAAGGACUGCAUGAGGCGCCUCUUCUACAACUUCGACAAGAACAGCAAGGACUGGCAGACAGCUGUGGAGUGCAUUGCUGUGCUGGAUGUCUUGAUGUCCCUUGCUCACUACAGUCAAGGUGGUGAUGGACCUCUGUGCCGACCUGUAAUCCUGCUGCCUACGGAUAAUGCUCCUCCCUUUCUGGAACUUAGAAAUUCCCGCCAUCCUUGCAUCACAAAAACUUUCUUUGGGGAUGAUUUUAUUCCCAAUGACAUCGUGAUAGGCAUCAAGGAUGAAGGCAGCAGCAGUGAGGCCUCCUGUGUGCUGGUAACUGGCCCCAACAUGGGUGGCAAAUCUACGCUCAUGAGACAGGCUGGCCUCCUGGUGGUCAUGGCCCAGCUGGGGUGCUACGUGCCCGCGGAGUCCUGCAGGCUCACGCCCAUCGACCGCGUGUUCACGCGCCUCGGCGCCUCCGACAGGAUCAUGGCCGGUGAAAGUACCUUCUUUGUUGAAUUGAGUGAGACUUCCAGCAUUCUGCAGCAUGCAACAGAGCAUUCCCUUGUUCUCGUGGAUGAGCUGGGCAGAGGCACGGCCACGUUUGACGGCACGGCCAUAGCGAGCGCGGUGGUGGAGGAGCUGGCGCAGAGGAUCCGCUGCCGGACGCUCUUCUCCACUCACUACCACUCCCUGGUGGAGGACCAUGCCCACAGCCGGGCCGUGCGCCUGGGACACAUGGCAUGCAUGGUUGAAAAUGAGAGUGAGGAUCCAAGCCAGGAAACAAUUACGUUCCUGUACAAGUUCAUUGAAGGAGCCUGCCCAAAGAGCUAUGGCUUCAAUGCAGCAAGACUUGCAGAUAUUCCAGAGGAAGUCAUUCAGAAGGGGCACAGAAAAGCCAAAGAGUUUGAAAAAGCAACCAUCUCACUGAGAAUAUUUAGGUACCUGUGCCAGGUGGUGGAUGGAGCAACCUGUGACGCAAACGCGGUUCGGAAACUCACGGCGAUGAUCGACCGGCUUUAGGAACUCGCACGGGUUUCUCAAGAAGGUGGGAGCAGACAACAUUAUGAUCUAAUAAACUUUAUUUUUUAAAAAUGACCAUUUUUCCAUUGUCUUUCCUAGGAAAUUAAACCCUUUAAUUCAUACCUACCCUCUACAUAAUGGUUAUUGAGUACUCCACAAUAUAUUAAGUCUAGAUGUUAUGGUACAUGCAUACACUUUCAGGCUGUUGAUUACCCACUGUCACCAAUACACAUAAAUGGAAAAAAGCUAUGAAACUGUAUAGGGCUGUAUAUAUACUUGUCUCAGCUUCAUUAGAGCAGGAAAUUGCUGUGAUUUCCAGCAGGUUAUGUAAGUAAUGUCCAGACUGUUCAAAAAAAACUAUGAACAGAGUAAAGUACAAGACUGUUUUGAGGAGACUUUCUACUGUGUACUUUAAAACAUAGUAAAAUUUCUUUCACAAAACUUAGUUACAUGGGUACUUUGUUUUAUAGUGCAUUAUAGUCUAGGAAGUCUCAUUAAAACACUCGCUUUUCUUUCUUUUGUUAGGGUGGUUUGAGUACAGACUAUUGCUGGGGCAGGGGAGGAGAUUAUUCUAACUUCAGAGGACACCAGAAAAAUUGCUGGAUAUAAUUUAAGAUUAGUGUUUUCUCUUUCAUAGAAAGAACGUACAUACUGGGACAUGAGUACAGUUACAGCAAGUCUAGGUGUGCUAACAAAACAGGACACAUUCAAGUACAAUAAGUUUUUUUGCUUGAAAUUAGAAACAAACUACAUGAGAUUAAAGCAUUAAAAUCAUAUUUCUCAAUCUGAAUAAAUGUUAAAAAAUCAAAAGAAAUGCAGAAGUGCUAGCUCACAUUUUUACCAUGUUACAAAAGCGAUUGGUACCCAUGUCCAUAAAGGCAGCAACAAAGAAUGCUGCUUGUCUACAGAAUAGUACUACUGCAAAUUGGACUGCGUUUCAAUGCUACUUGUAAAAACACCAGCUCUCAGAAGUUGGUAUCUGUACAAAAUUGCAGCUUAUUUUUCUUCACUUCUGUCCCUUCAAAGUCUUUGUUUACACAGUAAUGCUAAAACGCCCAGUUCUGUUAUCCUGAGUCAACAUAUUGCCACUUUCUUUUUUGGUAGGUUGAGCUCCAUAGUGUCAACACCUCACACAUCCGCUUUAAUACAGUCUCUUUCUGCAGAAAUGGGCAAGUGUAACUUCCUCCAAAAAAAAAGUUUUAAUAGUUAUGAUAUUAGAAUGGCAGGACUUUCUUUCUGAAAA